ACGGAAAUAGCCGAACGUCAAAUAAGCAUUGCUUAACCACGGACUUUACUAAGCAAAGCUUAUUCAUCGUUUUCUUAACUAAGUCGGUCUUAUUCUCCGACUCUGAAUACAUAGCGACUUAAGCAUUGCUUAUUCGAAUAAGAUGAUCUUUGUAAAGAACGUCUUAAGUCCUCAAUUAAGUUGCGACUCUGAAUACGGCCCUUAGAGUGAAUAAAUUUUUUAUAGUUAGCUAGGGAUUUUUAAGCAUCGGGUGACAUGCGCAAACGUUAGGCGAUGAGCAAAGAAGAGUGGACCAGCAGAGGAGAUUUGUGUCGCGUUGUAUCUAUUAUCUUGGAUCGGCGUGAAUCGCCAUAUAUUUAUCUCGAAAAACGACCAGUCGACAAGGGUCGAUGUUAAAAUUUCGUUUAUAAAACUCAAAUAAACCGAACAACGUUUAUAAAUAUUUCCUUUUGUUCGUUUGUUAGCGUCAAUUGUUUUCGUACAUGGCUUCAGUCGAGGAAGUGGAUCAAUUAGAUAGCGGCAUGGGUAGUAGCGAUGCACGUUCUCCCGAAGUAAAAUCACUUCUUCCCGAUGAUGAAGAUGACGAAGAGGAUGAAAGCGUGGCGGAACGACUGUUGGGUCUUACAGAAAUGUUUCCAGAAGAAGUACGUAAUUUUGGAUAUAACGUUGGUACUUGUUUGUGCAAUUGCAUGAAAGGAUUGUAUGCAUUUUCCUGUUCAGCAGCAUGGUUGUUCUUCAGUUCGUCAGCUAUUUUAUUUGCACCAAUAUUGUUUGAAAUAGAACGGGUGCAACUAGAAGAAGCACUACGCACCCAACAAAAACAAGUUUUGUUAGGACCUAGCAAAGCUAUGUCAAACGUCAACGCUUCGAGUCUUCCAAUGGCUCCACCAGUUCAGCGAUAAUAACAAUAUUAAAGCUGCAUUUCAAUAACUAUGAGUGAACCAUCCCUGUUCACGAUUUAUAUUUAUUAGCAUAAUUCCACCGUGUUGUAAUCUUUCAUCAAUUCUUGUAUACAUAUGUAGGCUAUUAAAUGUCAUGUGUUAGAAAACCGAAAUGAAAUGCAAAAUUCAAGCAGACGUAGGUUUCAAGAAAUAACUGUUAUACCACACGUUGAAGUGUUAAUUCGUUUAUGGGAAUUAUUAUUUUAUUCGUUGCGGAAUAGUAGUGAAACGUUUUAGUACUUGAAUACAUAUCGUUUGCUCUCACUAAACAUAAAAUCCUUUUGUUGUGUUUGUAAUAAUGUGCAAAAAGCAGUAUAUUAUUGUAAUAUACCAAAUUGAAUUGA
Osmia bicornis bicornis is the source of this 1285-nucleotide messenger RNA. It is a transcript of the gene mge, whose product is annotated as mitochondrial import receptor subunit TOM22 homolog. Gene Ontology annotation, biological process: intracellular protein transport. The record is from RefSeq and is a predicted model, not a curated record. Lineage: Eukaryota; Metazoa; Arthropoda; Insecta; Hymenoptera; Megachilidae. The transcript is spliced from 3 exons. Gene Ontology annotation, cellular component: mitochondrial outer membrane. Bases 483 to 902 code for a protein of 139 amino acids.